CGAAGAAGAAAGAAUUGGUUAGAAGCCAAGCUCUCCUAAACGCCGUGGAGAACGAUAAAUGGGAUUUUCAAUUGCGAAAACCUGGAUUAAAAUGGGAACAAAACUACCUUCGGAUCACUGGCCUUUACGAUCGGCUCAAGAAAUAGUCGGUCAAAAACAAGCGACCUCACUAAUUCAUCGGAAUCUUGCUCUUUUGAGUGAUGAAUAUGGUUCUAGUACCUUCUAAUAUACGAAAAUCGCGAAAGAGGCGCCGUGCGACCACAGCAACAGGUCAUGGGCCAUCGCCCAUGACUACACAAAAGAAUAGCAUGAAGAAAGCACUGGUAAUGCUCGGCGAGACUCUCGUAUAUGAGAAAGUUUCGAAUACCUCGCCCAUUGAUCACCACCAAGACCCCAAAGAUCUGGGUGUCGAUGAGUCCAGUGACGAGGACUCAUCAUAUUCCGAGGACGAAGACAAGCAGGACCAAAGAGGCGCCGCCUUGAAUCCUCGGGCUGCAUACUGGGGACAAGCGUAUGCGAAAUUGAUGAAGAGUGAACUUUCUUCCAUAAGUAACAAUGAAGAUAUGACGCUGAAUAUCCGGCUCGGCGAGUCCAAUAAGCCAGUCAAAGCCCGCAAUGACGGGGGCGUGCGUCUUAUGACACACAGUAAAAAGACUCUUCGGAACAGAAUUGACAACAAGCCAAUUAUCUCUCUAGAGGAAAAGCGGCGCCACGCUAGUGGCUUGGUCCACGAGUCGGGCGAGAAGGAGACGCACAAUAACCGGCUGCUGGCCCAGGAGUUUUCCCGGCUUUUGGGCCAUACCAUGGUAGCCAGUAAGAACGUGUCGAAGGAAGGAACCUAA
Aspergillus glaucus CBS 516.65 is the source of this 842-nucleotide messenger RNA. RefSeq lists its product as uncharacterized. The coding region runs from base 201 to 842 and encodes 213 amino acids. The transcript has 4 exons. The record is from RefSeq and is a predicted model, not a curated record. NCBI's taxonomy places the organism in Eukaryota, Fungi, Ascomycota, Eurotiomycetes, Eurotiales, Aspergillaceae.